AUGUUUGAUAAUAUGUUUUCCUUUUUUGGUGGACUAGCAUCUAAAGCCAAGUCAAAAAUUAUUGAAAAAGCAUUAUAACCUAUCAUUGACUAUAAUUUUGAAAACAUUUUUGAAUAGAAAAUUGCAAUUAAAGAUUUAAAUAAAGGAAUUACAAAUGUUAAAUUAAACACAAAAUAUAUAAAUGGAAUGCUUAAAACUAACACUUUAAAAGAGUUUCAGAUUAGUAAAUAAUAUUAUCUAAUGAUAGAAUUUAUAAAACUUGAAAAGCUGUAAUUAUAAAUGAGUGAUGUAGAAGUAGUAUUAGAUUUGAAUACUAAAAUUCAAUAAGAAGAAGUUUUAGAAUCUCUAGAAGUUGAAAAUUUAGUUAACCAAAGUGUACAUAUGUAGAUGGAAUAAUUAAAAAAGGAAUUUUUAGUAAUAAGUAUUUAUAAAUUUAGUGUGAAAAUAGUGACUCUUAUUUUUCAAAUGAAAUCAAAACUCCAAUUUAAUAGAAUGGAUCAAAUAAAACAUCAUCAAAAACUGUUAUGUUCUUAAGAAUUAUAGAUAACAUUUUUGGGAAUAUAAAAAUUGAUAUUAAAAAUUUAAGGAUAAAAUUUGUUGGAAAAUUAAAUUCUAAUAAGAUAACUAGUUUUUCAUUUUUCAUAAAUAAAAUCAAUUGUUCAAUGCAGAAACCCUAAAAUACCAAUUAAAUCCUUUUUUUAGGUCUUAUUGAUUAAAUUAAACUCUAUCUUGAUGACACUAAAUAAAUAGGAUAAAUGGAUAAUGCUUUAAAAUUAGAUGUUUAUUUAAAAUAGGACACAGAACCAAAAAUAACAAUUUAAGCUUCAUAAUUUUAAAUAAUAGUAUCAUUAAAUUAAUUGGAUUAAAUAAUGUAAUUAUUUGCUUAAAGUGCAUAAGUUUUGGAGUAGAGAGAAAAUACAAUAAAAGAAGUAUUAAGAUUUAGCAAUAAUCUUUAAUAAAUUAGAAAUUCAAAUAAAUAAUAAUCUGGAGAGUUGUCUAAAAUUAUUAAUUUAAAUAAAUAUAAAUUAGAAGAGUAUUUUAAAAAAUCUUAUCAUGAUAAAAUUAUAAAUAAUCAAGAAUAUUUUGAAAGUACUUUUAUUGUUUAAGAUAUACCAGAUUCAAAAAUUACAGAUUUAUAUAUUUCAAUUAAAUAAAUGAGUGAAUAAAAGGAAUUUUUGGUUGCUAGCUUUUAAGGUUUAACUUUUUAUAUAACAUCUAAUGAAACAGAUCAAUAAUUUAAUUAUUAAUAAAGAAAUUUUAAGAUUGAUUUAGAAAAUUACUACUCAGUUUCAUUAUGUGAUAUAAAAAUUGUAAAACAUAAGAAAUUAAAUAUUUUUAUUAAUUCUUUACUAAUUUAUGAAUUAUAGAAAAUUGAACCAUAAUUUAGUAGUACAAGAGAUUUUAUUUAGAUAUAAGAAUAAGACUUUGUUAUGAUUGGGUCUUAAAAAUUUUUAUGCAAGAUAAUUAUUAAAACAGGGAAAGAUUAAUUUUUUGCUUAGGAAUUAAACAAAGAACUUUAUCAAAUUGAAAUUUAAGAACCAACAAUUUUUGCUUCAUAAACUUUCUUUGUUAGUCCAAUAAAAAUUGAAAUUAAAGAUAAAAGUAUUGUCAUGGACAUAACGCAAUUUAACUUAAUUGUUGACAAAAAUUAACUAUAAUUUAUUAUGAAAAUACUUAAUAUUUAUACUUAAAACUCAGCAAAACCAAACAACUAAGGUAAAUCAGAGACCUAAUUCAAAAUAUCCAAAACUAAAUUUUCUAUAUUUUAUCAUGUAAAUAGCACUUUACCUUCUAUAGGCUAAAAUUAUUAAACAAUAGAUGGAGAUUAUAUAUAAUUAGAUUUUAUAGAUUUCUUCCUUUCAACUCCAGAAUUUAAUGAAUAAAAUUCUGAAUCUGGAUAUUAAUAUAAAAGCUAAUUCAAAUUUGGAUGUUAAAGUAUUUGGGGUUUAGAUAAAUAAAUAUAAAUACAUAAUUUGAAUGGCUAUUUUGGAUCAUAGUUAUAAACUUCAACUUCAAAUAUAAAGAAAUUUAAUGAAGAAAAUAAAUCAUAAAUAACUCAAUAUUUGAAAGAAUGUAAAUUAAAACAAGAGUAGCAUUUAGAAUUGUAAAUAGAAAGUGUUAUCUUAAAUCAUAAUUCAUUUGAUUAGUUUUAUAGGAUGAUUUCUUAGCUAAACUUAGUAUUUAAUGAUAAUUCAAAAUAAACAUAAAAUAAUUAGAAAAAGCAGUAGAACUUUUACUUUUGUACUAAAAUUAAAAUAAUUGAAGUAACUCUAUAUUAAACUAUGUUUUUUUGUUUCAACCAUUUCAAGUAUUAUUUUACUAUUGAUUAUUAAUUUAUAUUAUUAGAAGAUUUAAAUGGUUUUUAUAAGAAUAAUUCAUAAUUAUUAUUGAUGAAUUAAGUUUAGGAUAAAUGGAUAUUCAAUCUUAUUAUGAAAUAAAACAAAAUAAAUCUUGAGUUUUCAGCUCUCAAAUUAAAUUUAACAAAUUUCAAUUUUGAUAAAUUAAUUUCUUGUAUCACAUAAUUCAUAAACUCAAUUUAAUUUGUAAAUCCACCAGUAUAAUAAAAUAAAUCAUAAAAUGAGAAGUCAUAAGUAAAUAUUUUAUUUAAAUAAAUAAUGAUUGAUAUUUUACCAUUCUAUAAUGAGGAAAUAAUCCUUUAGAAAAAAGGUUAAGCUAAAUUGAAUUACUCAAAAGAUUUAUAUUAAUCUUGGACAAGAUCAAUUUUAGUAAUUAAUAAUGCAAUAAUAAAGUAAGAUUUAAUCAAAAUUGAAGAAAUUUAACAUUAUUUUUAAAAUUGUAAUACAGCUAAUCGAAAUGAUGAAUUAAUAAAUUUAAAUGAAUUCUAGAAUAUAGGAUAGAUUUAAAAAAUUGAAUUAUUCAAAAAUAAAUUUUUGAAUAUCAAUUCUAUUCAAUUUUUCCGGAUUUCUAAAUAGAUAAUAGCUGAUUUAAUUGAUCAUUAUGAACAUAUUAGUAAGGAUUUUUAGAAAAAUAAUAAUAAGGUUGAUGAAAAAAAGAAUUAUUAAAAGUUAGAUAAAAUAGAAAUGAAAUCAAAAUUUUUUGAGAUUUGUUGUGAUUAAUUAUCUAUAACUAAUGAAUCUCAGACAUUUGAAUUAAUUAUCUAUUAUACAUAACUUGAUUUUGGACAGAAAUGUUUCUAACUUAAAUUAUCUAGAGCAUAAAUUUUAGAUAGACUUUAAUAGAGUAAAUUUAAAUAUAUACUUGAUGAAGAAGACCUGGUUGAAUUAGAAAAUUUCUAAAGUGAACUAAUAAAGGAACGAUUAUUUUUAGAUUUGAUAAUUUAAUUUGAUUAAGAUAGUCUGGCAUUAUGUUUAUAAUUAAAACCUAUAAGAAUUUGUUUAUCUGGAUAUUAAACCUAAGAAUUACUUAAGUCUUUUUAAACAAAAAAUAAGGAAAUUAAUACUUAAUUUAAGAAUGAAGAUGAUGAUGAAUGUUUUGAAAUUAUAUAAUAAAAGAAGCCUUUCAAUUUGUAAGUUGAAUUAUUUCCAAUUUAAUUUAUAGUUUCAUUUGAUUCAGAAGGUUUAGAUGUUGAAGGAUUGAAAACCUAAGUCUUAAAAUUUGGAUCAUUUAACAAUUUAAUUUUAGCUACAAAUGAAGUUUUAUAUUUUCAUUAGUUCAAUCAAACUUCAAAAUAGGAUUUUAUAUAAUUUUUAAAAAGCUAACAAUUAUCAACCUUUGGUAUUUUGCUUUAAGCAUAUAGUUCACUUGAAAUAACAAAAGCAGCUAGUUCAUUUACUGAUGCUAUAGUGAAUAUGGUUAGUAAGCCUUUCAUAUCAAAUAAUGGUUUUGUAAGAUAUAAUAAGUUAUAUAUAGUUAUAUGGAUUAAUUGAGGGUAGUUAUGAUUUAACUUGUGGGAUUACUUCAUCAUUAUUAUAAUUAACAGCCUUACCAGCUAGUGCUUUAAAUAAUAUGGCUAAUUAUAUUGGACUUGGUGUUAUAACUGUUCCCUUCUCUUAACUCGAAGAAUUUUGCAAAAAAUUAUUUUAUAAAGUAUCUAUAUAAAUUAAAAAAAAAUUAGAUAAACCCAGAAAAAGGAAUUCCAUAGAGAUUUCUUAAAGAUUAACAAUGA
Messenger RNA from Paramecium pentaurelia, 4087 nucleotides. Lineage: Eukaryota; Ciliophora; Oligohymenophorea; Peniculida; Parameciidae. The record is from the annotation of a GenBank genome assembly.